AUGGCCGCGGAUCGUGCGGCGUGGCGCGCUGAGGUCCGCGCACGCCACGCGCUGACGCCCGACGAGCGGCCUGCACGGCCGUGUACCGCCGCGCGCGCGCACCCGCGCUGGGCGCUCGUCAGCGCGGCGCAGGACGCGCGCGAGGCGCCGUCGGCCCUCGGGCCCAACUACGACGCGGACGAGCAGACGGUGCGCAACGACUACAGCGCAUUCUUCGUCGAUUCAGGCCUGCAGGUGCCGCCCGGCGCGUGGAUCCAAAACCCCGGCGUGCGCGGGCGCUUCGCCGAGUACCUGCGGUACUUGCUGGACCUCAAGGCGCAGCUGGUCAGCGCGGCAGCGAUCCCCCCCACGUACCUGCGCGCCGACCUGCGCACAUGGCUGCCCGCGCCGACGCCGCCAGACCUCGGCGUGCUCGAGAUGCUGCGCUACGACGUGAUCUUGGUGGACCCGCCGCUCGCGGCGUAUGCGUGGGCCGCGCCGCACGAGGCGCACGCGUGCUGGACGUGGGACGAAAUUGCCGCGCUGCCGCUGCCGCAGCUCGCGUCGCGCGACAGCUUUGUCUUUCUGUGGGUCGGGGACGGCGCGCACGACGGCCUCGAGCGCGGGCGCGAGGUGCUGCAGCGCUGGGGCUACCGCCGCUGCGAGGACAUUGUGUGGGUGCAGACGACGCCGCAGAGCGCGCGCAUCGCGCCGCCCGGGCCACCGCUGCUCGCGCCGAGCGUGCAGCACUGCCUCAUGGGCAUCCGCGGCACGGUCGUGCGCAGCUCCGACUCGUUCUUCGUGCACUGCAACAUCGACACGGACGUGAUCCUGUGGCCCGGCGAGCCGACGCGCCCGGGCGGCCCGCCGUCGCCGGUGCCCAAGCCGCCCGAGCUGUACGACAUGAUCGAGCACUUCUGCCUCGGCACGCGCCGCCUCGAGCUGUUCGGCACGAACCGCAACGUGCGCCGCGGGUGGCUCACGGUCGGCGCGGACGUGGGGGGGCCGGGCGUACCGCCCGGCGCGGUGCCGCUGGAUCCCGCGCACUACCUCGCGCAGUUCGUGCUGGAUCCGCCGCAGUGCCCGCUGCCGUACCGCCACAACCUCGUGCCGUACUCGCCCCUGUGCGAGAAGCUCCGGCCGCGCACGCCGCCAGGCCGCGGCGCAGCGCCGGACCCACCGCUCCCGCGUCAGCUGCUCGGCCAGGGCGCCGGCGGCCGCGCGACGGUGAGCGUGCCGAGCGGCGACGAGCGGUUUAGUGGCGCGCAGGCCCACGUACGCAAGUACGGCAGCGUGGAGCGCUAG
Malassezia sympodialis ATCC 42132 is the source of this 1284-nucleotide messenger RNA. RefSeq lists its product as uncharacterized. Gene Ontology annotation, cellular component: RNA N6-methyladenosine methyltransferase complex; nucleus. The coding region runs from base 1 to 1284 and encodes 427 amino acids. NCBI's taxonomy places the organism in Eukaryota, Fungi, Basidiomycota, Malasseziomycetes, Malasseziales, Malasseziaceae. Gene Ontology annotation, molecular function: mRNA binding. The record is from RefSeq and is a predicted model, not a curated record. The transcript has 3 exons. Gene Ontology annotation, biological process: mRNA modification.